Mesorhabditis belari is the source of this 7635-nucleotide messenger RNA. Lineage: Eukaryota; Metazoa; Nematoda; Chromadorea; Rhabditida; Rhabditidae. The record is from the annotation of a GenBank genome assembly.
AUGCGGCUGAUUGACGUGAAUCUUUACGACAAGACAGUGCCAGUGCCAACUAACGACUGCUCCAAAUCGAACUGUGCCCAGCUAUGCCUCUACACACAGACGCCCACUUGUCAAUGCUGGAAAGGAGUGGUGAAUGUAAAAGAUGGGCUGUGUCAAGACCCAAAUGCCUUCUUGGUCUUUUCCCGAUCUCGAUCGAUUCUUUUCCUGCAAAUCGAGAAUUCCUUAGUCGACAGUGGAUAUCCGAAGAUGGCUCAUGAUCCAAUCUCUGAUCCAUCUUUGGUUCGAAACGCUAUUGCUGUUGUCGUCGAUCAGGACAGAUCUCAAAUCUUCUACUCCGAUGCGCAAACUCGAAAAGUGCUCACCAGUGCAUUGGACGGCUCAAAUGCGUAUCCAAUUGUUGAAGAUAUCGGAAGUGUGGAGGGCGUUUCUCUUGACUCAGUCAAUCGAUAUCUUUAUUUCACCACCGGUGUCCCGCCCGCGAUUUGGCGAGUUUCCGUCGUUGAAGCCGAUCCGGCCACCUAUCCAAAGCGACCAGAGCUUCUCGUCAUGCUCUCGAUCGAGGAUAAACCGCGUGGAAUCGCUGUUCAUCCCUGCCGAAUGUUGAUCUUUUUCACGAAUUGGCAACUCCAACGACCGGCCAUUGAACGAGUCUACUACAGUGGAUAUGAUCGGAAACGAAUCAUCGAGACCGAUCUCGUCACCCCGAAUGGGAUCACCAUCGACUUUUCCGCUGAGAAGUUGUACUUCACCGAAGCGGAGACGGGAUCGAUUCAGCGAUCCGAUUUGGAUGGAUCGUUUAGAGAAACAAUUGUUUCAACGAUUAAUGCGACAACACCGAAAAACGCUACUGGUACAAAAACAAAUCACAAAACAUCUCAUCCAUUUGCGUUGGCGAUUUUCGAGAACACGAUUUACUAUUCGGAUUGGGUUCAGAGAGCGGUGGUCGCUGUCAACAAGUUGAGCGGUGAAAAUCGUCGAAUCAUCUAUCAGAAUAUGUCCGAUCAACCGAUGGGAAUCGAUGUUUGGAACACGAACAAAGAACCACUGGAUUGCGAGUGUAAACCUGGGCAGUUCAAAUGUGACACCGGAGAGUGCCGUCCAAAGGAGGCUCGCUGCAAUUUCCAGAAGGAUUGCAUUGACGCAAGCGAUGAAAAGGAAUGUCCACGCUCGAAUUGUUCUCUCCACGAAUUCGGGCUCACCAAAUUGAUCAAUUGUGAGCGAACGACGCAGUGCAUUCAAGCUGAUUGGCUUUGUGAUGGGGAUAAUGAUUGCUGGGAUGGAUGGGACGAAGAACAGUGCUCAGGUGAAUUGUUGCCAUUCUCGAAGAAGAAGUUGACACCGGUUGGUCGAAAAGAUUGUCUUUCAUCGGAGUUCAAGUGUGUCCUCACCGGUUCGUGCAUCAACAACGCGUGGCGCUGCGACGGGCAACCGGAUUGCGGUGAUGGAAGUGAUGAGGCGGAUUGUGACAACACUCGGAAAUGUCUUGGUUUCAAGUGCAACACCGGAAACAAAUGCAUAGAAGCUGAUCAGAAAUGUGACGGGAAAAAGGAUUGCGAUGAUGGAGAAGAUGAAGCUGGAUGUGAUGACGAGUGUCAUGCGGGCACUUUCAAUUGCACAAAUCAUCGCUGCAUCCCAAUGAUUUGGAGAUGUGAUGGGCAUGAUGAUUGCAGAGAUGGAGGAACGGGCACAGGCAGUGAUGAGAAGGAUUGCUCGUCGUCGCCGAGUUUCUUCGCGUGGUGUAAACCGUCGGAGUUCCGUUGUGGGAAUGGGAGUGAUGCAAGCAAGAGUGGAGCGAUUUUUCCCUCACUGUGCAUCCCGAAAAGCUAUAACUGUGACGGAUACCCGGAUUGCUACGAUAAGAGUGAUGAGAAAGAUUGCGACGAUCGCGAAUGUUCGAGUUGGGAAUUCCGAUGUCAGAGCGGACAAUGCAUUCCCCGGAAUUGGACAUGCAAUGGGGUGGCUGAUUGUGCGGACAAAAGCGAUGAACUGCCGAACGUCUGCUUUGGCGCUUUGUACACACCGUGUCCAACUGGGCAACACCACUGUGACAACGGGGUUUGCAUUGGCGCUGAGUUGCUUUGCAACAAGAACAACGAUUGUGGCGAUUGGUCCGACGAGAAGAAAUGCGGGAUCAACGAGUGCGAGAGAUCGUCACCAUGCGAGGAGAAAUGCGUGGAUUUGCCUAUUGGCUAUCAAUGCUCAUGUUCUGCGCCGAAGAGGCUGUCACUCGAAGAUCGAUCCUCUUGUAUAGCGAACGAUCCUUGUGUAACAGCGAAUUGUACUCAAGGGUGCAUGGUGAAGGGUCAAAUUCCACUUUGUCAAUGCGCAAAAGGCUACACCCUGGCUCCGGAUCAAAAAAGUUGCAAACACACGGAUUCUGUGGCUCCAAACAUCUUGCUGAUCACCAGCCAUCGUUUAAUGGUGUUGGACAUUAAUGGAAAUGAGAAAUCGGUGCUCCUCACAAAUAUCACCAAUGGAGUGGCUGUGGAUUAUGAUUAUCGAACGAGCCUUGUUUACUGGAGCGAUGUGGCAGCGGGGAAGAAAUUCGGAUACAUGAAUCUGAAUGGAGUACACGGGAGUUACAAGCUACUUUCCGGUAUCAGUAGCCGAGGUCCGGACGGUUUGGCGAUCGAUUGGAUUGCGAGAAAUCUGUAUUGGGCGGAUAAAGAUGAUGAUAGUAUCAAUAUUGCUAAUAUGAAGGGAAAGUUCAGAAAAACCCUUCUGAAAGGCCGUCCACUGCACGAGCCGCGCGGUCUAGCCGUUGAUCCGAUUGAAGGAGUCCUUUUCUGGUCAGACUGGGGCGAUCGAGCGCAUAUUGGACGAAUGGGAAUGGAUGGAAGUGAUCCAAAAGUGAUUCUCGACUCGUCGUUAAGAUGGCCAAAUGCUCUCGCGCUAGACUCGCCGGCAAAGCGUCUUUUCUGGGGCGACGGAAUGCUUGACUACAUCGGUUCCUGUGAUUAUGAUGGGAAAAAUCGUCGAAUCGUCAUCACAAAGCCCGUUCGACACAUUUUCGGGCUAACCAUAUUUGAGGAUUACAUCUACUGGAGUGAUUGGAACAAUCGGACUGUCGAUCGGGCACAUAAAAUCACCGGUGACGAUUACAAAGUGCUUUUACAAGUACAGCAUCGACCAAUGGGGAUCAAGAUCAUCCAUCCACUUCUGCAACAAAUUGGCCAUACCGAAGUCGACAGGCACCCAUGUCGAUCAUCGCUUCGAUGCGACAAUUUGUGUAUUCCGAAGGGAGCUCGUAAUUACACGUGUUUCUGCGCUGAGGGAUUUAAAGUUGACGGAUCGGCUUGUACAUCGAACUGUAAACGAAGCGAUUUCGUAUGUCAUAACACUUACAAAUGUUUACCGUUUUGGUGGAAAUGUGAUGGACAAGAUGAUUGUGGGAAUGGAGAAGAUGAGCUUUAUCAUAUAAAUGGUGCUUGUCCCGAAUUCAAAUGUGAUCCCGGUCAAAUGCAAUGCAGUCAACCGAGGAUCAUCUUCUCGCAAUCCGAUCCGAAAGUUUACACAACACCAGCUCCAUCAAAUGUCACCUGUCUUUACUCAUCGCAGAUUUGUGACGGAGUUCGUGAUUGUCCGCUAGGCGACGACGAAUCGAAAGAGCUUUGUGCCACUUACGAAUGCCACGAUUCACAAUUCAAAUGUCCAAACGGAACAAAAUGUCUUCCGAUCACCGCCGUUUGCGAUGGAAGAGACGAUUGUGGAGAUGGGAGUGACGAGAGGAAUUGUGAGAAAGUUCUCGGCGAUUGUGGGCCAUCGAAUUUCGCGUGCACCAACAGCAAGAGCGGGCAAGUUGAACGCUGCAUCUCACGAUCAUGGAUCUGUGACGGGGAGAAGGAUUGCCCGAACGGGGAGGAUGAACCGCCAACUUGUGACGUGCGCAAAUGCGAAUCCGAGCAAUUUCGAUGCGCCAGUGGGAAGUGUAUUCCGAAUUUUUACAGAUGUGAUGGACAAAACGAUUGCCCGGAUGCCGGCGAUGAGAAAGGAUGCGACGUGGCGAAAGGGGGCAAAUGUAAAAAGGAUCAAUUCCGGUGCAAUGACGGGCAAAAGUGUAUUGCGCAAAUCUGGGUUUGCGACGGGGAAAGCGAUUGCAAUGAUGGAUCCGAUGAGGCCGAAUGCGAGACAGAAACCCUGCCCGAGUGUGAUCUCGGGAAUUUCCAAUGCGCGGAUGGCUCUCGUUGCGUGAUGGCCAAAGAGAAAUGCGAUGGGACACGGGAUUGCGCUGAUGGGAGCGAUGAAGAGAAUUGCCCAGCUUGCAACAACUCGACUUUCCAUUGUGCAUAUCCGCUCUCGAAAUGUCUUCCACUCGAAAAAGUCUGCGAUGGAGUGGUGGAUUGUCCGGAUUACAGUGAUGAGCUUUAUUGUUCUUGUGACUCCACAAAAACGGAAAAUCCACAAUGGCUACGCUGCUUCGACGAGGGAAAUUCGCCCACAGAGAACUCAAUUUGCGUGUCUGCCUCAAAUUUCUGUGACGGGGUGCCCGAUUGUCCGAACGAUCAUGACGAGGAUCCAAAAGUUUGCGAGAGACACUCUUGUCUAUCGGGCUAUCUCAAAUGCCGUUCUGGUGGGCAGUGCUAUCCCCAAAGUGGUCACUGUGAUCAAGUGCCCGAUUGUGCUGAUGGAAGUGAUGAGGAUCCGAACUUUUGUGAUUCAAAGUGUGCCGGUCGAAUGCGUUGCAACAAUGGUCGUUGCAUUCCCUAUCACAAAUUGUGCGAUGGGAAAGACGAUUGCGGAGAUGGUAGCGAUGAGAGAUUGUGUGGCAACUCAAUUUGCGAGCGUUUCGGCACAUGUUCCCAGAUGUGUAUCGAGGAGAAAAACAAGGAUGGACAUCGAUGUGGAUGUGCUUAUGGAUACAGUAUGACGACGGCCAGUCUGGGAAGAUGCAAAGCUGAUGGCGGCCAUAAAGCCGAAGUGGUGAUCCUUGACGGAACCGAUGUUCGAAAAUUUGAUCACAACGACAAUAUGACUCACGUUUACAUGAAUUGGAUUCGUUUGAAAAAGAAAACCGUGGCUGAUUUCGAUGUUUUCUACCCGCAACCCAAUGGACCGCCCACCUAUGUUUGGAUUGAUUUGUUCCUCGGCUCGGUGAAUGUCGGCACUUUUGAGCAAUUCACCGAACAACCUUCCCGAACCGAACGAGCAGUUGAUGCGGCGGAAAAUCAGGAAUGGACAAAGCGUCGUGGAUUUGAUGUUUUCCCGCAUACGCCACCCUCGCUGGCCGUCGAUUGGGUGCAUCAAAAUGUCUAUGUGGCUCAUGCGGCAUUCUCGUUCACUAGGGAGAUCAAAGCCGGCAUCACGAUCACCCCACUUUCCACUCCAAGUCAAAUGAUUCCGAUUGUCACUUCUCAUCUCGAUGCUGUCACCUCGAUAGCCGUUAAUCCACAAAAUCCCAGCAUGUUAUGUUGGACCGUUGAGCGGCCAUUCGGAUCAAUCGAGUGCUCGAAUUUGGAUGGAUCUGAUAGGCGAACGCUUGUUGUUGACAACAUUUACGAGCCAAAUUCGAUCACUUUCGAUGGACCAAAUGAAAGAAUCUACUGGACUGAUUUCAAGAAAUCGACAAUUGAAACGAUUCGCGUUGACGGGAAAGAUCGACGAGUGCUCGAGAAAUAUCCACACGGUCAUGAUCGUCCCUUCAAAUUGGAUGUUUUCGAAGAAUACAUUUAUGUGAUUGGUCGACCUCAUGGAACCCUUUGGAGAACGGCGAAAUUCAUCCGUGACGAUCGAACAUUUCAAUAUCGAAGCCCGGCUUCGGGAAUCGCAAAGCUUCGCGUCGUACAUCGAGCCAAAUCAUCGUUCGAGUUUUUCUCGGUGAACCCGUGUGGAUCGAAUCCGUGCGGCACUUUCCCAUGUAUCUCCAUCACUCAGCCACACUCGCGAUCGAUUGAUCUAAAUGAAGGCGGGUAUCGUUGUGUAUGCGCUCGUGGUUCGCAUUGGGACGGGAAAGAGUGCAUUCAAUUGGAGUACACACCAGGAAAGGAUACAGAAUGCGGAUCGAUAAUCUGUCAUAACGGGGGCCGAUGCGAGAAAAAUCCAUUCGGGGACUUUUGUGGAUGUCCCGAAGGACUCAAGGGAUCACAAUGCCAGUGGGAUCCAUGCCAAAAUGCGUGCCUCAACGGUGGAGUGUGCCGGCUGCAAAAAUAUGGGCUCAGCGCUGAAUACGAGCCAUUUUGUGUGUGUCCCUAUGACUUCACGGGACAGCGCUGUGAGCGCUAUAAAUGCACAGGCGUUUGCGCGCACGGCACUUGCUCGAUCCACAACGAGACCGGUAUGCCGAGAUGUCGCUGUGAGAAUGGAUGGAGUGGAGAGAAUUGUGAUGUUAAGGGAGUUUCAUGCACGUCGGACUACUGCUUCAAUGGUGGCACUUGCAAACAGGGCAAAGAGGGAGACGCCUUUUGCGUGUGUCCGCUCAACUAUUACGGGCGCCGUUGCGAGAACUGUUUCACUCCGUCAGGUGGCUCGUUGAUCUGUUUGAAUGAUGGACAGUGUAAGAAUCGAGAGAAGUGUCAAUGCGCUCCUGGGUGGACGGGAGCAUCUUGUGAAAAAGAUCUGUGCAUAGGCUAUUGUAAGAUGGGCAGUUGGUGUGUGCACAACUCGAGUUCGCCCAACGGUUUAGAGUGUCGGUGCAAGGAUUCGGAUAAAAAUCCAACAAGCGGGAAAUGCUCUCCGAUUUGCGCGCAACGACCCGGCUGGUGCAAGAAUGGAGGAGAAUGCAUCGAUUUGCCCGAUUUCUCAGCCUAUUGCUCGUGUCCACCAAAAUGGAAAGGUCCUCGUUGUGAAGAGGUUCAACACUGCGACGACUACUGUAGUCUCAAUUCACAGUGUGUUGAUGCAAAUGUCACUCAUUGGGAGUGUCGUUGUUCUCUCGGUUUCUCCGGGCCAAAAUGCGACUCGUACGAGGGUUGUUCACCGAGAUGUCAAAAUGGAGGCAAAUGUGAGAGAGAUGCAAAAACGCGGCUCGGUCUUUGCAAUUGUCCGAAAGGAUUGGGUGGUGAUGAUUGCACCCUGGUCACCGCUCAAUCGUGCGGACAAAUCGAGUGCGCCAACGGGGGAAUCUGUACGUCGAGAGGGCCGUCUUGCAUUUGUCCGCUCAGCUGGAAGGGCUUAGUUUGCAGAACGCCCUCUUGUGAUGGUUUAUGUCAAAAUGGUGGAGAGUGUUUGAUCAGUGAUAAACGAGCUGUUUGCAGAUGCCCAAAACAAUUCGCCGGUUCUCGAUGUCAAUACGAUUUCACGAAAAGAGCCGACAUGAUCACCAAUCGGGGUGGACAAUUCCUUCUAAUAUAUCUUCCGGUGGCUCUCGUUUUCUGUAUUUGCGCCUUUUUACUUUAUGUGGUCUUCAUGCGCACUGAUAAAUUACGACAAAUCGCUCAAUUCUCACGAUCUCGCAUGGUUGAUGAUCAUCCGGAGACGACAAUGGAAGAGUUUCAUAACCCAGCCUUCGAGCCGAAUGAUGUUGGUGAUGGGGAUGAGAGUGGGCGGCUAGUCACUCGAGAUCAGACGAACAACUUCUGCAAUCCGGUUUUCGAGGACGACGUCUACAAUGAUACGGUUAUUUCGGGAACACGACGAGAGGAGACAACAUUGCUGCCAUCACAACAACAAGAUCCAUUGAGGGCAAAUGUUUCAAAUAUU